This is a messenger RNA of Colletotrichum truncatum, 1578 nucleotides long. Its product is annotated as MFS transporter. Gene Ontology annotation, molecular function: transmembrane transporter activity. Gene Ontology annotation, biological process: transmembrane transport. Lineage: Eukaryota; Fungi; Ascomycota; Sordariomycetes; Glomerellales; Glomerellaceae. The record is from RefSeq and is a predicted model, not a curated record. Gene Ontology annotation, cellular component: membrane.
AUGGCGACUCACAGAAGCUCACUGAGCAAAAGCGACAUUGGGGUAGUCGACCACCGGCCAUCUACCGAAGCCCACCUUGAAAAGGUACCCGAAGCCAUCGAGGUUGGUCCCUACCGAGUGUAUGGACUCUCCCGUGAGGAUGCCGACUUCUAUAACAACUAUCCAGAAGAGAAGAGAAAGAAAGUCUUCCGCAAGGUCGACGUUCGUCUGAUUCCGAUGCUCGCUCUGCUGUACCUCAUCUGCCAUAUCGAUCGUGCAAACAUUGGAAAUGCCAAGAUUGAAGGCAUGGUUGAGGACUUGGGCAUGACCGGUGUUCAAUACAAUACUGUCCUAUCCAUUUUCUUUAUUCCAUACGUUCUUUUCGAGAUUCCAAGCAACAUUAUUCUCAAGAAAGUCAAGCGCCCUUCCACAUAUCUCGGUAGCCUUACCCUAGCAUGGGGCAUCGUCAUGACCUGCACAGGCUUGGUUAAGAACUUCGCCGGACUGAUGGUUACCCGAAUUCUUCUGGGAACCUUCGAAGCUGGAUUCUUUCCCGGUGCCAUUUAUCUUUGUUCCUACUGGUAUAUGCCAAACGAUCUGUCGACCCGUAUUUCAUACUUCUAUUGCGCAAGUGCUCUGUCUGGUGCCUUCUCUGGUCUUCUAGCAGCCGCGAUCGCUGAGAUGGAUGGAGUCGGCGGCCUUGAAGGAUGGCGCUGGAUUUUCAUCCUUGAAGGCCUCGCUACCGUUGUUCUCGGUGUUAGCUGUUUCUUUUUGCUCAUCGACACUCCAACACUCUCUACGCGCUGGCUCGAGCCCGAGGAGAUUCGAUACUUGGAACUUUCCAUCUUCAUCAAGCAAGGUGGUGGCUCAAAGGAGGAAGAGAGUGGGCGCAAGGUCAACUGGCACGACCUCAAGAUGAACCUGACCAACUGGAGAAUUUACGUCCAGGCAUACUUCCUGCUAUGCCAGUCGGCGCUAUCAUAUGGCAUCAAGUUCACGCUUCCGACUAUUACAAAAGCCAUGGGCUUCGCCAACACGGAAGCCCAAUUGCUUUCAGCCCCACCAUAUGUCGCUGCUGCUAUUUCGGCCAUUACAUUCGCCAAACUCUCUGAUCGUUUCUUCUGGAGAAUGCCGUUCCUCGUCAUUCCCCUUGCGAUCGUCGCUAUUGGGUAUUCCAUUAUUCUCUCCCUUAACGGAGCUCUCGAGGCAAAGAAGGGGGUUGCUUACUUCUCUGUCGUCCUCGCUGUCAUUGGAAUUUAUCCCAUCCAAGCAGCAGCCGCUUCAUGGAACGCAAACAACAUUGCACCUGCCUCGCGACGAGCGAUUGGCAUUGCGCUGAUGAACUGCGUCGGAAAUGUUGGUGGCAUUGUCGGUAGCUUCAUGUACCUGGAGAGUGAGAAGCCCAAGUACCACACUGGAUUUGGAUUGAGCUUGGCCUUUGGAGGCAGUGGCCUCAUUGUAGCACUUUUGCUUGAGUGGAGCUACAAGAUGGCGAAUGCGCGCAAAGCUAAGAUUGCCGACGAGGCAAAGGAGAAGUACACUGAACAAGAAUUGUUCGCUUUGGGAGACAGGUCGCCUUUAUUCAAGUAUGUGCUGUAA